Molecule: messenger RNA, 378 nt
Organism: Trichoplusia ni (cabbage looper)
Lineage: Eukaryota; Metazoa; Arthropoda; Insecta; Lepidoptera; Noctuidae
Product: thioredoxin-2-like
Exons: 2
Coding region: 115-363 (82 amino acids)
Biological process (GO): cell redox homeostasis
Source: RefSeq, a predicted model, not a curated record
AUGAAGUUAGUAUUCAUUCGAACGCGGUGCGGUGUGGACGUGUGAAAAAUUUCAGCAGAAAUUGUUUUGUCUGUUAAACUGUGAUAUUAUUUCUAAGUUAUUUAAAACGCUAAAAUGUCGAUCCACAUCAAGGACUCCGAUGACCUGAAGACCAGGCUGGCCGAGGCCGGUGAGAAGCUGGUGGUGAUCGACUUCAUGGCGACCUGGUGCGGUCCCUGCAAGAUGAUCGGGCCCAAACUAGACGAGAUGGCGGCUGAGAUGGCUGACUCUAUCGUCGUUCUUAAGGUGAGAAUCAUUUAUUCUGGAAAUAGGAUAUUUCAUCACUUUUUUGAGAACGCUGGAGUCGACGUUGAAAUGUUGUAGACCUCCACCCACCCC